This is a messenger RNA of Saxophila tyrrhenica, 528 nucleotides long. RefSeq lists its product as uncharacterized. Bases 1 to 528 code for a protein of 175 amino acids. The transcript is spliced from 2 exons. Lineage: Eukaryota; Fungi; Ascomycota; Dothideomycetes; Mycosphaerellales; Extremaceae. The record is from RefSeq and is a predicted model, not a curated record.
AUGUUCUUCACCAUGCUGAACCUCGCACUCAGCCUUCUACUCCUAGCGUCCACAGCGGCAGCCGCCACCCUUCCCAUGACCACUCGGAAACUCCGUGACCAGCAGAUACUUCUCGACUCUGCGCUCGAACCAUACCGGCCCACGGAGAGCAGUAGAGGCGAAGCCAGAUACCUGGAUGCCGACCCGAACACCGUUGGAGUCAUUUUCAUGAAUACCAAGGACGAGGGUGCGCAUGUGUGGUUGCCGUUGGGGGUGAGGGUGUUUGUCCGAGAGUCGCGGGUUCUGCCAGUUCGGCCCUUGACCGCUAGGAUCACGAGUCUAGUUGGCAAUAAAUCGCAAAGGGCGAGUAAGGAGGCGCUCGACCGGAUCGGGUGUCGCGUGUAUCCGAAGUCGAGCGGCGACUUUCCGACGGAAGACGACUUCGCCGUGCACUUCUCCACUGCGGAUGAUCUGGUCAGGCUGGCGGCGAAGGGUGGCAUCGUGGACGGGCUGGACGGCUGGGAGGUAGAAAGUUACGAAUGCGAGUAA